UGGAAGGAAGAGAGGGGAGCAAGCAGGACCGCCGCUGAAAUGGCCACCAAACUUGUGGAUCUGGUGUAUUGGCGGAACUUGAGGAAGACCGGCGUGGUGUUCACAGGCCUGGUCAUCGGUCUGGUCAGCCUCUUCCAGCUCAGCGCCAUCACCGUGCUCUCCCACAUCUGUCUGGGUGUCAUGUGCCUCACCUUCCCCCUCCGUCUUUACUAUAAACUGCUGGAGCUGCUGCGCUGGAACCCCGGCGUCCACCCCUUUCAGUCGUAUCUGGAUCACGACGGCUCUCUCACGGACAAGGAGACGGUGGUGCUGGUGGAGGAGGUGGUGCUGCUGGUCGCGUUUGCUGUUUCAGAGAUCAAAAGGCUUCUGUUCAUCGACAGCAUGAUCGACUCUAUUAAGUUUGUUGUGCUCUUGUAUCUGCUGACCUACGUCGGCAUCGAAAUCAACGGGCUGACUCUGGUGAUAAGUGCUGUGAUCGCCAUGUUCUCCCUUCCUCUGUUGUACAAAAAGCAGCAGGUGCGGAUAAGACGGUUGGUUAGAUCUGUCAGAGCUUUUGUAAAGAAAAUCAGAACGAUGGUCCUCGGCCUGUAUGAAUCAGUGAGACCCUCCGAGGCCCCUGCACCCGCCCCAAAACCUGCAGUUGCAGCCGCCCCCGCCCCCAAACAGAAAGCCAAGUCAAAGUAACUUGUUGGUCACAUGUUUGAAAGCACCCAGGAUUUGGGAUUUGGAAAAUGUUGGAAUGGUACAUCCUCUGUGGGGCCGCUGGAGGGGCAGCUCAUUUCCAUUUCUCCACCAUGAUGUUUGUUUAUGGGAGCAAGAUUUAAUUGAUCCUGACAGCUGAAACAAAGCUGCCAUUCACUCAAGGAGAGGCGGGGGAAUUUUAUUUACCGAGAUGCUCUCUGUGGGCAGCGUUUAAUAUAACCAGUUCACACAGUCAUCUCCUGCAAGUAGGGCCGACACAGAAUAUCACUGUUUUGUUUUUUUUCCUUCGAUAACAAGUCUAUUUUUAUGUAACUAGUGAGCACUGUGUUCCUGUUGAACAGCAGAAUUAUUCAUCACGAAACACUGAAGCAUUAUUGCUGCUUUCAUUAUUUAGCAUCCUUCAAUGUUUCCUGGUCAGAAUACAACUGACAUGAACAUCAUUUUCCAUUAAUCAGCAUUAAUAGUGUUGUUCAAGUAUUAGGAAAAGCUUUCUGAGCAGCAGCAGCUACUUACAACUUUUAUGAGGCUCAUAGGAGAAAUAAUGAGAGCAUUGUCCUCUGCUCUUCGUGUUAAUCGCAUUUAAUUAGGAACAAACAGUGACUUCAUAAUGCUCUUACAGCAGUUUGCCGAUUAAAAGCGCAAAGAGUAACAAUAAAACGACGCUUAACAAGUGAGAGGAACCUUGACUGUCCUCCGCAAUCCACCUGAAUUAUGACUGAUUAUUGGACAGAAGACACCUUUUUUUAAUUUGUAGAUAAGAGUCUUUGUUUCUGCUUUAACAGUUUAACCAUUCAUUUACAAUAACAUGUUUGACCAUUAGGGGGCAGUGGAGACAGGCUGAAAAACAAUGCUAAUAUAGACUGUGCAUAAAAGAUGGUUGUAAUGAGUGUGACAUUGGUUUUUAGAUGAUGUUUUGAAGACGAUCUGUCAGUCACAAGGUAGCCACACUCUGACGUACCCUGCUUUGUUUUUCUCAAAACAGGACCAUAAUUUACUAAAUUAACAUAAUGCUUUAUUGAAGAAGACAUGAAACUAGCAAUCAAGACUAUAAUAGGAAACUGUUUACUAGGCUAAUUUCUCAGUUGACAAGUACGACCAGCUUGUGAUCAUGCAAUUGAACUUGUCUUUACAACCAGAGGAGUCGCCCCCUGCUGAUCAUUAGAAAAACUGCAGGUUUAAGUCACCUCCGCAUUAUUCUGACUCACCGGAUGUAGACUUUGGGUAUAAGCCUGCCUUUUCCUUCAUGCAUUUCACAUGGCUUUCUCUUAAUCAUAUUCAGUGAAUCAGCAGCACCCAUACAGCUAGCAACCCACAUAUCAUUUUUAUUUAUUUUUUUUCCUGAAGACCGUGCGUUCUACUUCCUGCAUCCCAGUGUUGCAGGGGCACCAUCACUGUAUCCUGGGCGACUGUAACUGGUUUACAGAAUUACAAGCCAAAGCUUUUUUUUUGUCCACUAUGACAGAAUGAUAAGGAGGUGCAGCCAGACCAUUCUGCAGCACUGAUGCAGCGCCGUGGUGCUUAGCAGCCAUUUAGUUCACUUGUAAAACCUAGAGGCUACAUCCAUCUUUUAUAUACAGUCUGACUGAUAGAGCAUCACCUUUUUAAGUUGAUAUAACAAAUCUCCUAACAGUUGCUUAUUUACACAACCAGUAGACAUAUAAAACAUUAACAUUCAUUUGGAGCUGUGGCGAUCUAGUAAAUGUAAAUCAAACAUUCUCUCAUUUUUUAUCUCUGUUUUUGGUCUCCACCAGCACAGAAACAUCAGGCUCUUUAGCUGCUAAAUGCUCCAUUAGAUUUGUUAGCUUGCAGUUAACGUUGUCUCGCCAGCGUUUGAUGCUGCGGGGAUGGUGUAGAGUUUUGAGCUUGUUUAACAUUUUAGGUGAAAAUAGCUACUUGCUGCCUGAACACGACACCAAAAAGUAAAGAUGGAGCCUGUUAAACACAAAAAAAAUGAGCUAAAAGACAAUAAACUGCUCUGUAGAUCAGCAGAUUCAAGUGAUAAUUCUCUAUAGGGUUGUCAGUUUGUGUGACUUCUUUUAUGUAUAAGUAAACAUUUGAUCCAUUAUUAUUAGUAUAAAUAAUAGCCUUGUAUUGUAUAAGCCUGGCAGAAGGUCUGUUUAUUAUUCUCGUUGCUCUCUCAAACGUUCUUGGAGCAAAAGAACAAGAGAUACAUUUCAAGUUAUUGUUGUGUUUGCAUUAAUUUUCUCCUGCAUUUGUCCUAGUUUCAUCUCUUAGUUCUAACUCACUAAACUAUCUACAUAAUUAACCAUUCUAAUAAGGACACAGCACCUCCACUCUGCUGGAUAAUUGUGUGAACUAGAUACAUCAUAAACUGCCUUCAGAGGACAUCUCAGUUCAUGUAACUGUAUCAUACCCCUUGAAAGAUAUUCACUGUUAUUGUCAGACAUUGGACAAAAAGUCAGAUAGUUUUAUGUAAAAGAAAGGGUCAGUGGAGUCAUCUUGCGAGGUCGUGUCUCGCUUUCAAAAAAACAAGAAAAUAAAGCAGCAUGCCGCUGACAGGUCGUGAAGAGAAAAGAGCUCGAGGGGCGGUUUGACAGUGAGGUGGAGGACAAAAUACAAAGAUAUCCACUUAAAGAAACCAUUAGAUUCCAAUUCCUAUUCUGCCUCCAGGGUGGGAAUAUCAUGGAAGUGUCAGCAUACUAAAGGCAGAACGAUGGCAUCGUGAGCUUUCUGUUUGAUGUUUUUGCCGGUAACAACUGAUUACUUCCAGUGAGGAUCUGACAUUUGCAUCAGUGCAGCUGGCUGCUGGCAGAACUCCAUGUCAACACUUUCCAAAUCAACCAAACAAUUCAAGAAUGUGGUUGACGGUUGUUUCCAAAAAUAGCCAACAAAUCACCUCAUUAAGCAAAAAACUUUCACUGCAGCAUAACAGGGAAAGUUUUCUCAUCGCUCACCAACCAGCUCCGAAGAACACUCGGAUUGUUUAUGAUGAACCUUUACCUUAAACAACACUUCAGUUGUGAUCUUAUGUGGAGAAAUGCUCUUGUUAACUUGCAGUGUGUCAUGUCUACAUUUUUACCCCUCGCAAACGACAACAUCAGCUGAAAGACCAACAAGUUACAUGAGGAUGAAGAGACAAAAAUGUGGGUAACUUUUCCUUUAUUGUGACAACUAGCUGCUAAACCUGAGCCAGUAAACUGUGAGAAAGUGAUUUCAAUGCAGCUGUUUAGCCGGGGAGUGGAUCAGGUGUUAAAGACCUCGAGGUCCUCUGUUUCAGAUCUUAAAAUGAUGCUGCACUCAUACUAACAUGUCUUAAUGAGCUUAAGUUACACAUGUACGCAUACAUAGAAACACAUGUUCUAACUCACAUCUGGUGAUGUUGAAUUGGGUACCGAGAUCUGCAGACAGUUUUGCUCAUAGGAUGCGCCGUCUAAACAAUACUUCUGGUUGCUGCUGAAUUUAAUCCCAUCAAAAUGUACAUGUUCUAUGCUCUUAAUGCCGCAAACAGCAUUUCAUUCACCUCCUCCUCUAUACAGGGAAGACAGCAAAACUUGGAUGUGCAAAACUAUCUGCUCGGUUUCAAAAACACAAAAUAAAAUCCUCAAUCUCACUUUUAACGAUGCGCCAGUGUAACAGUUUACUAUGGUACCACCUGAUGUCACUUUGUACAACUACAAUCAGCACAACAUCUGUUUUACCGCCAUCUUUUGGCUAUUGAUCUUUUUCUUUUUUCUUUUCUUUAACUCUGUUAAUCUUAAUGCAACUGUCAAAUGCACAACAAAAUAAAAACAUCCUUAAGGUCUUGCCAAAUGCCAGCUGCCUAAAGCUCGGCAUCAACCACUACAGCUGUCACUUUUAUCUUUUGUUUUAGGUUUACUCAGAUUUCUAUAGGUAUUUAUUGUUUUUUAUUGUUAUUUCCUAUUGUCAUUUUGCUCCCCAAUAAAAAAGUUAUUUACUACAAAUGAA
Messenger RNA from Stegastes partitus (bicolor damselfish), 4629 nucleotides. RefSeq names its product reticulon 2b (gene rtn2b). NCBI's taxonomy places the organism in Eukaryota, Metazoa, Chordata, Actinopteri, Pomacentridae. The transcript is spliced from 7 exons. The coding region runs from base 40 to 684 and encodes 214 amino acids. Gene Ontology annotation, biological process: endoplasmic reticulum tubular network formation; brain development; neuron differentiation. The record is from RefSeq and is a predicted model, not a curated record. Gene Ontology annotation, cellular component: postsynaptic density; neuron projection; endoplasmic reticulum membrane.